GCCAUGCAUCUCAUUAUUCGGCGCGCGCGAUUUCAAUAAAGACUUCCGCGUAGAGUACAGGUCAUAGCAUUCCUGAGGGGCGAAAUUCUUCCGAAAUAUUUGGGAUCGGGGAUUCCAGAUUGGUUGGAUCUGAUGCCCAGGAUUACCAGGAAGAGAUCGAGUCAUGUAUUCUGGCAAAUGUUACAGCAGUUACGAUAGUGACUCUAGCGACAAUGAUGUCACUACCGAUCAGGAUUACGACAGCAGCUCGGCGAGCGACCCCAACAAGAAAUACAUCAACAGAGCGCGCUGGACCAAAGAUGAGGAUGACACACUCCGUCGGCUCGUAGAGAACUACGGUUCGGAGGACUGGAAGCACAUUGCGAGCUUCUUCCCGGAUCGGUCGGAGAUGCAGUGCUAUCAUCGCUGGCAGAAGGCCCUGAACCCCGAACUCGUGAAAGGACCCUGGACUAAAGAGGAGGAUGAUCGAGUUACUCAGCUGGUCAGACAGUACGGUCCCAAACGCUGGUCUCUCAUCUCCAAGUUUCUGACUGGCAGAACUGGUAAACAGUGCCGAGAGAGAUGGCACAACCAUCUGAACCCGGACAUCAAGAAGAGCGCCUGGACGCAAGACGAGGACCGCAUCAUCUACGACGCCCACAAACGCCUCGGCAACCGCUGGGCCGAGAUUGCCAAACAGCUUCCCGGAAGAACGGACAAUGCCAUCAAGAACCACUGGAACUCGACGAUGAAACGCAAAGUGGAGACGCAGAAUCCUUACACUCCGAUCAAACAGAUUCCUCUUAACAACCAGAUCACCUACAUCUAUCCAGACUCAGUCUCCACGGCAAUGGAGGAGCAGCGCUCUUUGCAAAAUGUACCAAAGGCUCGGGCCCCUGGGCAGGGAUUGGUCCGCACGCUCCACCAGACCCACGGCAACAGUUUAGCCAAUCAGCAGCAACCGUCGGUCAAGCAGUGGGCGUCGCCGGACCACCGCUCGGCCGAUUACGGCACAGAAGCCAGUCCUAUGUUUUGGAUCGUCCGGGACGACGAAGUUCUCAGUCCAAUGAGGGCUAUGUCUGAUUUCACGGACCCGGCGCAACUGCUUGACUUGGACAUGUCGGUGCACGACUUCAACGAUUUCGAGAUGAUGCUGAGCAACCAGGAGAACGAGUCUCCGGCAGGCGUAGGAAGAGGGAUGUCUCACAAAGGAACGACAGGUUAUCAUUUUGACAGUCAAGCUAUCAGCGAGCUGUCCAAGGGCAGCUACGGGGGCCUUAUCCCCAUCACGUCGCCCAUCACGUCCAAGUUCAGCACGCCCCCGACCAUACUCCGCAAGAGCCGACCACGACUGCGCUCCAGGAGAAUUCUAGACGGCAGCAUCGCGACCACGCCCAAGGGCACGCCCAUCAAGAGCCUCCCGUUCUCGCCCUCGCAGUUUUUGAAUUUAGACAAGCCGAAUCAGAGCAGCGUCAGUCAACAGGUCAUGACCUCCACGCCUGUCAUCAAAUCCCAUCAUGCAACACCCAAGAUGUUCACCACGGGAACGCCCGUCAACAGAUAUUUCCGGACCCCAAACAACGCCAAGGGUUCCCUGCUGGAGUCUACCCCGAGAACACCGACCCCCCUCAAAGAUGCCCUGGAGGCACUGGAGAAAAGAAGUGGAACAAACAGAUUCAUGCCGUGCACUCCGGGCCAACUGCAAGACAUCACGGAAAUCAUCAAGCAGGAUUUCGGUUCGGAAUCCACCCUAAAGCGAGUCUCCGUGCGUGUCUCUUUGAGUGAGUCGCCAGCCAAGCGAGUUCGCAAGUCCCUCACCAACCAGCUGGCGUUUGAGACUGAACUGAGCUCCAGCCACUUUGCCGACGAUGAGCAAAGUCACAGUCUUCUCUCGGAUUCGUUGCUGAUGUCCCCGCCCAUGCGCUCAGUUGCCGGGGCAACGGGAUCCUUCAACAGCGCGUUCUUGAUGCCCAUGUCGCCGGUCCAGACCGCGGAUAGCCUGGCCAACAGAGAGUCCAGGCACGGCACCCAUGAGACACCGUUCAAACCGCCCACCAUGCUGGAUAGAGCGUGGGAGAAGGUCGCGUGCGGUAAAUCGGACGAUCAGAUCUUCAUGACGGAACAGGCCAGGAAAGUUCUGCGAUCUUGCCGGCCGCGUUCGCUCAAGCUUUGAGUUUCUGCACCCGGCCUUGGCUGAUGGAAAAGUCCGACGAUCAGGCGUUUGAUUAAAAAAAAAAAUGUGAUGCGAUCAAGCUAAAUGAGUCGUUUCUCGACCCUGGUAAUUUUUUUUUUUACAGUUUUGAAAA
Messenger RNA from Patiria miniata (bat star), 2285 nucleotides. Its product is annotated as myb-related protein A-like. The transcript has 17 exons. The coding region runs from base 164 to 2152 and encodes 662 amino acids. NCBI's taxonomy places the organism in Eukaryota, Metazoa, Echinodermata, Asteroidea, Valvatida, Asterinidae. Gene Ontology annotation, biological process: regulation of DNA-templated transcription. The record is from RefSeq and is a predicted model, not a curated record. Gene Ontology annotation, molecular function: RNA polymerase II cis-regulatory region sequence-specific DNA binding; DNA-binding transcription factor activity, RNA polymerase II-specific. Gene Ontology annotation, cellular component: nucleus.